AUGGUCGCACCACCAGCGACCGCCCCCAUCAACAUCCAGUCCGCCCACUUUGCCCCCACCAACCCGUCUCUUGGUGAGAGUUCCGGCGACUCUGGUUACGAAUCCUCCUGGCCUUCGCUGUCAGAGGCUGCUGCCUGGUCCCCUCCUCCUGGUCAGAAGCGCCUUGCCAGCCUCAAGUCCGACCAGGACCAACUCCACUUUGAUGGUUUGGGCAGCAGCCCCUUUGACAAGAACACUGCCUUGCUCCUCUCCCAGCCCCUUGUCCCCCAUGCCCGAUAUUGCUCCGACAACAAAAAACGAAGUGACAAGGGACAGCUGCAGCAUACUCAGGGACUGACACAGACUCAGAAGGUCCAGGGACAACAACAACAGCAGCAACAAUCAACCCGCCAGGGCAAGGGCCAGCGACGACGGGCCAGAACACAGGCAUACCAGGCCAAGCGAAUGACUCAGCUCCAAGCGAUGCCUCUCGUUGACUUGACGUCUCCUGUCAUGGAGGAGGAUGACCCCCACAACCCUGACUUGGGUCCUACGGAACCCCCGAUCCCACUCAGACUUUGCCACCCCUUGCGACUGGAUGCUGACUGUGAGCCCGUCUUCUUGGAAUGGGCCUACCGCAGAGAAGCCAUUUUGAACCAAAUCGCAUUCACCGACGCCGAUAUUGUCUGUCUACAGGAGCUGGAGUUGCGGGAUUAUGAAGAGUAUUUUUGCCCACACAUGACCCGCCUUGGGUUCAGGUCGAUUCAUGCUUACAAGAUGAACGUGUACGAGAUGAGGGAUGGCUGUGCCAUCUUCUACCGCGAUAGUCGAUUCAAGCUUAUCAACGAACACGUCCUCCGUUUCAACCAAGUGGAGCUUGACGACAACAAUGUCAAGCGGCCGUCAAUGGCCCGCGACACCGCUAUUCGCUUUAAUCUUUUCCACAACCUUGCUAUCGUCGCACUCUUUGAGAACAAGCGCACCAAACGUCAAGUUCAAGUCGCAACAACACAUCUUUUGGCCGACCCAGCUUUCCCAGAUGCUAAGAUGCUGCAGACUGCUAUCUUGACCUCCAAGUUGGAAGAACUCAAAGCAGAAGCCAUGGCCAAGCUAUCGUCGGGAUCGACUUCAUUCAACGGACACCAUAAAACAACAGCGACAUCACAAGCAUCUUCAGGCAAUAACAACAACAGCAGUCAAUCCGUUCAACACAUUCCCACAAUCUUGGCAGGCGACUUCAAUUCAUUGCCCGACAGCUCUGUGGUCCGGUUCCUAAAGUCCGGUCAGGUCGACACUUGUCAUUUUGGCGGGAACGACUUUGGGCGCUUCACACGGGCUCACAGCAAAUAUUUCUACCACCGACUGGGCUUGGCCGACAGCUACAAGUCUUCGAUCUUACCGUUCACCAACGCCACGCGUCACUUUCAGGGUACGAUUGAUUAUUUGUUGUACGAUCCGUCGUCGUUGGGUCUGGUCGGAUUCAUGGAUCAUUUUGAGGUGGAUCCCGUUUGGGCUGCUGCUAAUAAUACAAAGUCGUCGGGAUUGGAAGGGUCGUCGAUGGGUAGCACGAGUACUGCCAAUAUGAGCUCUUCAGAUUUGGACUCGGAGCUGGAACAGGACUUGGUUUCAUCCCCGUCCUCGUCAUCCUCACUAGACUCGAUGUCUUCCCCAUUGUCUUUGACUCGAGGAAAACGUGCGGCCAAGAGAGCCCUUAAGAAGAAGACGAGUCACCAGGGACUCGACUUUUCCAAGCUCUUUCCCUCGGACACUCUGUCGACAGAAACCUCUACUCUUACAAAAACACCAAUCAAGAAGGAUGAUUCAACCCCGAUACGCGCCACCUUGCCGACGGCGCUACCAAGCCAAUAUUUUCCGUCGGACCAUAUCCCUCUGGUCGCCCUCUUCCGUGAGCGCGAGUACACGCCUGCUCCUUCCUCUUCCUCCUGGCAGACCAGCAGCCAAUAG
This is a messenger RNA of Linnemannia hyalina, 1944 nucleotides long. The record is from the annotation of a GenBank genome assembly. NCBI's taxonomy places the organism in Eukaryota, Fungi, Mortierellomycota, Mortierellomycetes, Mortierellales, Mortierellaceae.